Rotaria socialis is the source of this 161-nucleotide messenger RNA. The record is from the annotation of a GenBank genome assembly. Lineage: Eukaryota; Metazoa; Rotifera; Eurotatoria; Philodinida; Philodinidae.
GUCCAAAAAAUACAACAGGAAAAUUCUAUUGUCCAGAAAAUGAAAUUGAAUUUAUUAAUCCAUUCGAUAAUAGAUAUGUCGAAGGCGACGCUUGGCAUUAUCGAUUUUUUGUACCACAUAAAAAUCCAUUAGAAUAUGAUGUGAACAGUGAAAGCAUAUGA